Dothidotthia symphoricarpi CBS 119687 is the source of this 1575-nucleotide messenger RNA. RefSeq lists its product as uncharacterized. Gene Ontology annotation, biological process: DNA recombination; meiotic DNA double-strand break formation. Lineage: Eukaryota; Fungi; Ascomycota; Dothideomycetes; Pleosporales; Dothidotthiaceae. The coding region runs from base 1 to 1575 and encodes 524 amino acids. The record is from RefSeq and is a predicted model, not a curated record. The transcript is spliced from 3 exons.
AUGGCGCCGAGCUCGCCGGCUCCCUCGACUCCCAUCGCCCCCUCCCCGGCACAAGCCGCUUUAGCCAUCGCAAUCAUUCGAUCGAAGCCGUUCAAUAUCGCAAUUCGAGACCACGUUUUACACCUGCGCCGUCAAAUAAGGCGCGGUAAGCCCGCCAACAACGAACAGGAACACUGCCGCUACCUCGAUCUAGUCGCGUAUUGGAAGGAUGAAUGCCAAAGAGCUCAGGACGAAUGCGACAGACUCUGUGCCAUCAACAUCAAGCUCGAGCGGUCCAAUCACCUUCUCUCCAACCUGACAAGCAUGAUACCAAACCCUUCUGUCGACUCUGCUUCCGCCACAUCAAAGCGAAAAGCACCGUCGACGGUAGUAGUGAGGGUACCAAAGCGUGCAAAAGUUUCACUCCAGAAACAGGGCGAACAAUCGGCGGCUGGGGCACAAACGACCAUUAACAAUGAUUUCAAUUUUCUUGAUGGCAUGGGCGAGGAUGGUGCGAAACUCACAGAAGCUCUUUAUACAGCCCAUGCGUAUUGCAGAGCUACAAACUUGGAUGCAGAUGCGCUAUGCUCGAGUUUGGUUCAAACAGCCUCCAUGCUGGGUCGAGUUAUUUGUUUUGCGGCUCAUAACUACGAAGCUCUGUCACGACAGGGCCGAAAAACUGUCGAGACCGUUCCUCUACAUCAGGACAAAUCCGACUUUGUAAUAGCGCUAACAGUCUGCGCGCGAACCUUUCUAUCAGUGCUCGUAGGCACCAGUAAGAUGGUGGGCGCAGGACAGGAUACAAGACUCCCAAGUCUAGUGGUAUGCGAACUUGUUGAGAUGUUCAAGACGGCACUUCGCGCAAUUGAAGCAUCUGCUCAUCAAACUGCACAUACAGUCAUCUCCGAGCCCGCACAAUCGAAGAAAGGCAAAGCUAAGCCGCUCGUAGACACUGUGAGAGAGUCUCCAUCCGCCCGAGCAUUGGCGCACUUUCUCAUCAGCUUGCUUGGACACCUCGACAAAACCGAUCCAACACACCAGAAGAUCUUCGACGGCUUCGUGUACAUCCUACUCGAGCGAGUUGGAAAGCGAUUAUACUACUGCACUUUCGGACGUCACCGCAGCACCAACGUUGAAAACAACAUCAUGUCCCUACCACAACCUCAGGCAGCGACCGACAUAGCAAAACAAAGCACCGACACGCUCGCUGUUCGGUUCGAGGUCAAGGCGUUGAUUCUCGUUCUUGAACGAGCUAUGGGGCUGGCUCCGCAUCACAUGAAUGCUCAUUCCACGAAGAUAGCGAAAACAAAUCGACUUGGCCGCACAUUGAGUCUAAAAACCCUUCCUACCACGUCAAGAGCCCGUCUGAGUCCGAUUGCAAAGGAGCGCCUCCAACGUACGCUGAUCGCGUGUAUGUAUGGGGAGACAGCCCAUGAUGAAUUCCUCGACGUACUCACCGAGCCUGUACCUACCAUGCGUUUGGGCUCACUGCAGAGCAUGGCUAAAGUCGAUAACAAAGACGUGGAGGAAUGGUAUCGGAAGGAAGUUUGGAGAUUAGUGGGGUGGGAUGUUCUUGCGAAGGAGAACGGCUGGUGA